This is a messenger RNA of Alligator sinensis (Chinese alligator), 1641 nucleotides long. It is a transcript of the gene RFXANK, whose product is annotated as regulatory factor X associated ankyrin containing protein. The transcript is spliced from 10 exons. NCBI's taxonomy places the organism in Eukaryota, Metazoa, Chordata, Crocodylia, Alligatoridae. Bases 488 to 1354 code for a protein of 288 amino acids. Gene Ontology annotation, molecular function: protein binding. Gene Ontology annotation, cellular component: nucleus. Gene Ontology annotation, biological process: regulation of transcription by RNA polymerase II. The record is from RefSeq and is a predicted model, not a curated record.
CGCCCGGCUUCGUCUGGCGGCGCUGGAGGGCUGGGCACGGUCCCUUGGGCCUGCGAGACGGCGGCCCCUGCCCUGAGCCGCCCGUGGGGAGACGCCGGGCCGAUCCGCGGUGGGCACGGGGUGGAUCCAGGGGUGCCCGUGUGCCCCCUCGGUUUCCCGCUCCACCCAGAGCUGAACACCAACCGAUGGCAGCAGCAGCUGCAUUGCAACGCAGGCGGCACCGAGGGAGUCCAGCGCAUCUGCACCUUCGCUGGAGGGAAAGUCAUCAACCAGUGUCUCGCUGGGAGUCCAGCACAUCUACAUCUGCCUCUGCAUCUGCAUCUGUAUCUGCAGGUUCACUGGAAAGUCUCCAUCCAGUGUCUCUGGGAGUCCAGCACAUCUACACCUGCAUCUAUAUUUGCACCUGCAUCUGCACCUUCGCUGGAAGGAAAGCCACCAGCCGGUGUCUCGCUGGGAGCCCAGCACAGCUGCCUCUGCAGUUGCGCCCAUGGACGGCAGACGGAUGGCACCCAGCCCCUCUGCGCAGGGCUCCAGCGGGUGCCAGAGCCUGAAGCGCGAAUGCGAAGAGGAGCGGGAGGCGGAGGAGUUGGCCGAGGCUGCGGCUCAGGAGGAUGACGAGCCGGCCGCGGUGUUUCCACGUCUGUAUCCCUGCAAGCAGGAGGAUGUGAAACCGCGCUUUGACCAGGCCCUCCCUGAUCACAACGGUUCGUCCCUGACGCCCUCCGUGAUCCCGGCGAGCCAGCAGCGAGGCAGCGAGGCCUCGGCCCUUGAUGGCUUUUCCCUGAAACAUUCAACCACUCUGACCAACCGGCAGAGAGGCAACGAGGUCUCUGCCCUGCCGGCCACGCUCGACACUCUGUCCAUCCACCAGCUGGCGGCGCAGGGGGAACUCAGCCAGCUGAAGGAGCAUCUCCAAAGAGGUGAGAACCUGGUGAACAAGCCUGACGAGAGAGGUUUCACCCCGCUAAUCUGGGCCUCGGCCUUUGGGGAGAUCGAGACUGUCCGUCACCUGCUGGAGUGGGGCGCCGACCCCCACAUCCUGGGGAAGGAGCGGGAGAGUGCGCUGUCGCUGGCCAGCACAGGGGGAUACACCGACAUCGUGAUCAUGCUGCUGGAGAGGAACGUUGACAUCAACAUCUACGACUGGAACGGCGGCACCCCCCUGCUGUACGCGGUGCGUGGCAACCACGUCAAGUGCGUGGAGGCUUUGCUAGCUCGUGGAGCAGAUCUGACCACGGAGGCCGACUCCGGCUACACCCCUAUGGACCUGGCUGUCGCCCUGGGCCACAGGAAGGUGCAACAGGUGAUUGAAAGCCACAUCCUCAAGCUCUUUCAGAACAAGGGCCUGGAGUGACCAGGACUCGGAGGCCUUGGCUUUGCCUUUCCAAGGGACUGCAGGUGCAUCGGAUGGAGCCAACCGGGCUGGAUCCCUGCAGCAGACAAGUGCUUCAGAUGCAAGGCUGGGAGGUCCCUGGUGAGGCCGAACACAUCGACACUCCCAGGAGUCUGGCAGGAGCUGCAUCCGCGCCCAGCACCAGACCUAGCUGUUGUGCCCCCGCCCCAAGCAGGGCCCUCACCUGCUCAGGGCACACCGUCUGCCUGUGCUAAUGUUGCAUUUUGGAAGUAAAUCCUCCAGCAGUC